AUGUCAAUCAAAGUUGAAUUUAAUGGUUUUGGAAGAAUUGGAAGGUUGGUUGCAAGAGUGAUUCUUACCCGCCCAGAGUUCGAAUUGGUUGCUUUGAACGACCCAUUCAUGAACCCAAAGUACAUGGAAUACAUGCUCAAGUAUGAUACUGUCCAUGGAAAGUUCCCAGGAACCAUUGCUGUUGAAGGAGGCAACUUAAUCAUUGAUGGGCACAAAAUUAUUGUUGUAGCUGAAAAAGACCUGGCUCAAAUUGGAUGGGGGAAACUCGGUGUAGACUAUGUUGUUGAAUCCACUGGUGUCUUCACCACAAUCCCUAAAUGCGAAGCUCACCUUAAGGGAGGAGCCAAGAAUCUCAUCAUCUCCGCACCAUCUGCUGGUGCCCCAAUGUUUGUUGUUGGUGUCAACACUGAAGCCUACAAACCAGAGAUGAACGUUUUGUCCAAUGCCUCGUGCACUACCAACUGCCUUGCUCCACUUGCCAAGAUCAUCAACAACGAGUUUGGUAUUAUUGAAGCAUUGAUGACCACAAUCCACUUUACUACUGCUACUCAAAAGACAGUCGAUGGUCCAUCCGGAAAGGACUGGAGAGCUGGCAGAUGCGCGGCUUGUAACAUCAUUCCAGCUACUACUGGUGCUGCCAAGGCUGUAGGAAAAGUCAUCCCAUCAUUAAACGGAAAGCUCACUGGUAUGUCAUUCAGAGUUGGAACUCCAGACGUCUCAUGUGUCGAUUUGACUGUCAGAACUGAGAAUGAAGUUACAAUCGAAAAUAUCAACGCUGCUAUCACCAAAUACGCUGAAGGUGAACUUAAAGGAAUUAUGGGAAUUACACAAGACUUGGUCGUCUCAUCAGACAUCAUUCACGACGACAGAAGCUCUGUUUUCGAUGCUGCUGCCAUUAUCUUGAACCCACACUUCAGCAAACUCAUUGCAUGGUACGAUAACGAGUGGGGAUAUUCCACAAGACUCGUUGAUCUCAUCCAGAUCAUCAGCAAAGUUCAUAAAGUAAUUCAGCACUACUCGGUUUUAUGUUUUAAAUAA
Entamoeba invadens IP1 is the source of this 1038-nucleotide messenger RNA. Its product is annotated as glyceraldehyde-3-phosphate dehydrogenase, putative. The record is from RefSeq and is a predicted model, not a curated record. Bases 1 to 1038 code for a protein of 345 amino acids. Gene Ontology annotation, molecular function: NAD binding; oxidoreductase activity, acting on the aldehyde or oxo group of donors, NAD or NADP as acceptor; NADP binding. NCBI's taxonomy places the organism in Eukaryota, Evosea, Mastigamoebida, Endamoebidae. Gene Ontology annotation, biological process: glucose metabolic process. The transcript has a single exon.